Molecule: messenger RNA, 3578 nt
Organism: Homarus americanus (American lobster)
Lineage: Eukaryota; Metazoa; Arthropoda; Malacostraca; Decapoda; Nephropidae
Gene: wus
Product: dnaJ homolog subfamily C member 22-like
Exons: 8
Coding region: 152-1801 (549 amino acids)
Biological process (GO): endocytosis
Cellular component (GO): plasma membrane; early endosome
Source: RefSeq, a predicted model, not a curated record
AAUACAGUACUCAAGUAAAUUUAUAAGCUACUUUACAAUUGUUUAUAUAUUACAAGUAGUGAGAGGCCAAGAAUGUGAACCCGUACAGUAGGUCUCACACACACUGAACACUGUCAACACACCCCAACACACCCUGAGACUCCCUACCAGGAUGGAGGAAAGUGAGUCUGUUAAUAGUGACUUUAAGGACAUUGCCAACCCUAUUGAUAAUAUGGAGGAUAUUAACACUGAGUCUAAGAAGAAUACCAUCCCUACUGAAGAGGUGAAGGAACUUUUGAGGAGUUGUAUUAAUAAUGACUCCAAGAAGGAUGUUAAACUUACUGAAGAAGCUAAGGAACUGUUAAGAAUUAUUUAUGAACGUAAGAAGGAUGUUAACCCUACUGAAGAGGUGAUGGAAUUUUUAAGUAUUAUAUAUGAACGUAAAAAGGAUGUUAUCCCUAAUGAUGUGAGAGAACUUUUGAGUAUUCUUAAUGACUGCAAGAAGGAUGAGAUUCCUACUGAAGAGGUGAAAGAACUUUUGAGUGUUAUUUAUGAAAGGAAGAAGCAUGUCAUCCCUCCUGUAGAUAAGGAAUCUUUGAAUACUAUUUAUAAACGUAAGAAGACCAGCCUUACUGACUUUAUAGAGGAAUAUGAUGAUAUUAUGGAUAAGCAGAAGGAUGUUAACCCGACUGGUUAUGUGGCUGGUGAUUUGGAUUUUCAGAAGAGGCCACGACCAAGAUUAAGAAAGACACCUUCAAAAAGUAUAUGGGUAGCAUAUCUUCUGUGGUUUGUUGGUGGCUGGUUUGGUCUACACUUACUGUACCUGAGGCGGGAUCGUCAGGCAUUCAUCUUGUUUACUACCAUUGGAGGUUACCUUGGUUGUGGACUCAUGCGGGAUUUUAUCCGUAUACCAGCUUACGUGAGAGAUAUUAAUGCAAGUGAUGAUUAUAUAGCUGAAUUAACACAAAAGAUGAAGAAGCAUCGAAAGCCGCCCUUCAGUCUGAUACGGUUCGUUAGUCAAAUCUUGGUGGGGAACAGCUGGAGCAUCCUCAUGAUUGCUGCUGUGCCUACAGAAGAAGUGUUUGGCCUAAGCUGGACAUCACUUACACUUCUUUCACCCAUAGGGACAGCUAUUGGUGUGUGGACAAUUGGCAAUAUUGGUCGUGAACAAGGACAGCUAAAGUGGGCUAUGAUUGGAGCUUAUAUUGUGCUUCCUUUCUCAUUUUUCCAUCCACCAUUGGCUAACUGGAGUGCAAUUUCUUGUGCUUUGCUCUUUACUUCAAGGGGGAAAGAAUGGCGAAGAACUCCAUAUCCCGACUCUCCGUUUUGCAAGCGGUUCAUGACUUUGAUGAUGUGUGUUGUGGUCUUCAACAGUUUCUGGGGCUCAGCCUUAUAUUUCAAUGCAACAGUGACUGAUAGUCAAGGAGAACGCAUUAAGCUGCGAGAUGCUGCCAAGAACUUUCUCAACUCUCCCAUGUUCCUUGAAUUUAAAGAGAAUCUCAAAGUGAUCUUUAAUGAUGCUCGGGAAAAUGGAUGGACGAACGCAUGGACCAAUUUCGUGGAGUUGCUCGAUCCACUCGGGGAAGGACAUGCCUUGAAGGUUUUAGGUCUAACGUCAGGAGCUACUCAGGAUGAAAUUUCAUCUGCCUACAGGAAGCUGGCAAAAGAAUGGCACCCAGAUCGGCACUCAUUUGAAAACAAGGAUGAAGCUCAUAAAAGAUUUAUGGAGAUCCAGGAAGCCUAUGAGAAACUCUCAGACAUAAAGAAUCGAAGAAAACGGAAGAACACUAAACUUCAAGAACAAGAUGUAAAUUCUGGUUAAAGUUCAGGAUGUAUGUGAAGAAACAGCAGAUUAAAAUGUUACACUUGAGGUAGUUCUGUCUAGUAUACUGCUCAGCAAGGAAAAUUCUUGUAAUAAUCCUGGCAUUACCUCAGCAGGGUUUUUUUCCUUAACAUUAGGUACUUUUGAGGAGUUAGCCAUGGAGCAUAUUACUGUAAUGAAGAGAAAGAAGCCUGAAAGGAAUGGAGCCUAUCCAUUAUCUCUUGUGAGUUUUCUAUGUGAAACAAACAGAUUACUCCCUACAGGUGUAACACUAAAAUGUUGUUUAGUUGUAGAUUGACUCGGUGUGUAGCAAUUCCAUACUGUACUUGACAUAAUGACGCAAAAUACUUUACAGAAGACACUUUGCACAAGAUUUUAACAUUUUAGUAGACCUAUGUAAAGUAAAAUGGUUAUAGUACAGAACCCUCUUCAGUGGUAAAGAAAAUUUGUGAGCAUCACUCCCAGCCUUUAGUGGGUCCAUAGACAGUGUGAGUUGGUGUAUGCUAAGAAACAUAAAUAUAUUUUGUAGUUGUAUGGGUAGGUAGUGUGAUUGGUGGAAAAUUGUGCUUGCUGGUUGUAGCAUGAGGUGGGGUUAAGUGAUGUUCCUCAGGGGGCUUGUUGAUGCAAAAAAUGAAGUAUAGAUGUAGUGACAAAGGAAAAUGUUUAUGAUAUAGAUGGUUGGUGGUGGGGAGACCGCUUGAUCUCCUCCAGGGAAUGAAGGCAGGAACACCUGACAGUUUCAACCCUCAGUUGACAUCACAUCCAUACUGGACCCAACUCUUGUUUAAGCUGUAUUAUUUUUGAGUGACAUGAUCAUUUACUUUGGUUUAUUGUCAGUUUUUAAGAUAUUAGAAGAUUAUUUAUUUAAUACUUUGAUAAAAUUAUAAUGCUUUAUGAGGGGAAUUAUAUACAGAACUGAAAUUAGACCCACUAGUGAAUGUAGGAAGUGGGUCCACAAGAGUUGCAGUGCAGUAGGAUGAUGGAGGGUAACAACUGGCCCUAUCAAGGCAGGAGAAACUCAACUGUGUUGUUGGGUUGAGCUACGUAGGUGACGGAAUCAGUGUUGGAGGCAGUAUUGAAGCUACAGUAGCUCAGUUUCAUGAGUCAAAAGUGGCUGGAGGAAGUUUAGGGAGUUGUUGCCUUUAUUGAAAGGAAAAUAUAUGCAACUGGCUUGAGAAGUGUGUUGUUGCAUGAUACUGAAACAUGGUAGUUAAAAAGGAUAGCAUAAUCAAGCUUGAAUCAGCUGAAAUGAGAAUGGUGAGGUAGAUAUUCAAUGUGACACUGAAAGAUAGGAAACCUGUUCAGAGUGAGGAAAGUGGCUGGGUAUUGAUAGGAUUGGGAAAUUUUGCAGAGGUAGGCUGAGAUGGUUUGGGCAUGUAAAAAGAAUGGACGAGACAAAUUGGUUGAAGAAAUGCGGAAGUAAUGAGAGUUAGGGGUAGGUCAAGAAUGACGGGGGGUUAAGAAAUUACUUAAGAUUUAAGAACCUGAGAAGACAGGGUGCAAGACAGAGUAAAGCAUGGAGAGCUGCUAUCAGGUAAUUAUAGCUUACUUAUGCAAGUAUGGGAAAUGGCCAUAAAAAGUUGUUGUUGAUGCCUGCUCAUCAGCAGGACUUCUCAACUAAGUUAUUAAUAUUUCUUGUAAUGGGCCACACUAAUGUUCAAUAAUGAAUUAGAACUGUAAUACUAAUUUUAACUAACAUACAAUGUGAAUGAGAUCAACUUGAGGCAUUAUAAAAUAAUUUUCAGGGAUACAAGGCAAUAAAAUUUACUUAAAUUCA